This is a messenger RNA of Ananas comosus (pineapple), 537 nucleotides long. RefSeq lists its product as uncharacterized. The transcript is spliced from 4 exons. The record is from RefSeq and is a predicted model, not a curated record. The coding region runs from base 78 to 368 and encodes 96 amino acids. NCBI's taxonomy places the organism in Eukaryota, Viridiplantae, Streptophyta, Magnoliopsida, Poales, Bromeliaceae.
GACUUGAAAGAGAGGAAUGGUCUUCGUCGUCGUCAUCCAUUCAUGCAAUUCCGACUCAUAGGAUACAUUACAAGAAAAUGAGAUCGCAACAAGAAAUGUCUCGAGAUGAAGGUGGAAAAGAAGUGACAUUAAUGUCUCUUGGAAAACCUCAUCGUCCUGUCGCACGAGGAAUUCUAUUUAGUAGAGACCCAUCUACUAUAGUUGGAGGAGAACGACUAGGCCAACAGUAUUGGGAGGUCUAUGUUGAGGUUGCUAUAAUACCCAAUGAGAGCCUGAUUCGUAAUUUCCAAAAUUUGAAGACAAUCGGUGAUGCUGCUAGAAAAUCAAUUGCUUGGCCUUCUUUUCUUGUUAAAGAAGAUGGAAGAUGAAGAAGCUAUGUGAUCUUCAGAAUGUUUUGGAGAUAGCCGCUUUGAAGCCAAUUGAUUGGCAUGUUAUGCAAACCUUUUUUGUUGUUUUGAGUGGCUUAUAGAUAUUGUAUAUGUUGUUUCAGACCUUUUGAGUUUCGAACAGGUUAUAUGAAAUUUUUGUUGAAGUCUU